This is a messenger RNA of Saccharomyces mikatae IFO 1815, 1509 nucleotides long. RefSeq names its product mannitol dehydrogenase DSF1 (gene DSF1). Gene Ontology annotation, biological process: mannitol metabolic process. The record is from RefSeq and is a predicted model, not a curated record. The coding region runs from base 1 to 1509 and encodes 502 amino acids. Gene Ontology annotation, molecular function: mannitol dehydrogenase activity. The transcript has a single exon. NCBI's taxonomy places the organism in Eukaryota, Fungi, Ascomycota, Saccharomycetes, Saccharomycetales, Saccharomycetaceae.
AUGACAAAGUCCAAUGAAACAACAGCUACCAGCUUGAAUGCAAAAACUCUCAAGAGUUUUCAAUCCACCCUUCCAAUACCAACUUACCCCAGAGAAGGCGUUAAACAGGGUAUUGUUCAUCUGGGUGUUGGUGCAUUCCAUCGUUCCCACUUGGCCGUUUUCAUGAACCGUUUGAUGCAGGAUCACAGCUUGAAGGACUGGUCAAUAUGUGGUGUUGGCUUAAUGAAGGCAGAUGCCCUUAUGCGCGAUGCUAUGAAAGCCCAAGAUUGUCUAUACACAGUUGUAGAGCGCGGUAUCAAGGAAACCAACGCUUACAUUGUCGGUUCCAUCACCGCAUACAUGUACGCACCCGAUGAUCCAAGGGCUGUCAUCGAAAAGAUGGCCAACCCAGAUACACAUAUUGUUUCUCUAACCGUUACCGAGAACGGUUAUUACCAUAGUGAAGCAACAAACUCGUUAAUGACCGAUGCUCCGGAAAUUGUCAACGAUUUGAAUCAUCCAGAGAAUCCUGCCACUCUCUACGGUUACCUAUAUGAGGCUCUAUUGCUGCGUUACAAGAAAGGCCUCACUCCCUUCACCAUUAUGUCCUGUGACAACAUGCCUCAAAACGGUAUCACAGUCAAGGCUAUGCUUGUUGCGUUUGCCAAGUUAAAGAAGGAUGAGAAGUUCGCUGCCUGGAUCGAAGAGAAGGUUACUUCUCCUAACUGUAUGGUUGAUCGUGUCACACCACGUUGCACUGACAAGGAGCGCAAGUACGUCACUGACACUUGGGGAAUUAAGGACCAAUGUCCCGUUGUUGCAGAGCCUUUCAUCCAAUGGGUUCUUGAAGACAACUUUUCUGACGGCCGUCCUCCUUGGGAACUUGUCGGUGUUCAAGUUGUCAAGGAUGUCGAUUCCUAUGAACUGAUGAAAUUGCGUCUGCUUAACGGUGGGCACUCAGCCAUGGGAUACCUUGGAUACUUGGCCGGUUACACCUAUAUACACGAGGUCGUCAACGACCCAACCAUCAACAAGUACAUCCGUGUUUUGAUGCGUGAGGAAGUCAUCCCAUUGUUACCUAAGGUGCCAGGCGUGGAUUUCGAAGAAUACACUGCGUCUGUGUUGGAGAGAUUCUCCAAUCCAGCAAUUCAGGACACCGUUGCACGUAUCUGUUUGAUGGGCUCAGGUAAGAUGCCCAAGUACGUUUUACCUUCGAUCUACGAGCAGUUGCGCAAGCCUAACGGCAAGUAUAAGUUGUUGGCAGUGUGUGUGGCUGGAUGGUUCCGUUAUUUGACCGGUGUCGACAUGAACGGCAAACCAUUCGAAAUUGAGGACCCCAUGGCAGAUACCUUGAAGGCUGCUGCUGUUAAGGGUGGUAAGGAUCCUCACGAGCUACUUAACAUCGAGGUCCUUUUCAGCCCUGAAAUUCGUGAUAGCAAGGACUUUGUUGCGCAAUUGACUCACUCGCUAGAAGUUGUUUAUGAUAAAGGACCACUUGCCGCUGUGAACGAAGUUCUAGACCAGGUGUAA